Molecule: messenger RNA, 288 nt
Organism: Phytophthora nicotianae INRA-310
Lineage: Eukaryota; Oomycota; Peronosporomycetes; Peronosporales; Peronosporaceae
Exons: 1
Coding region: 1-288 (95 amino acids)
Source: RefSeq, a predicted model, not a curated record
AUGCAAGGAAAGGAACUGCAAACUGGAUCUAAGGAUCUACUGUCAGAAUCGGCUAAGAAACAACGCAGUAUUGAUCGCCUGCUUGAAAACCUAAAGUCAGACGACAGCGCGGAUUGGUGCACCGCUAUUAUUGCCAUGGAGGAGCGUGCCGCCGCUCGAGAGAUGGAUUAUCGCCGAGAGCUUGACGCACAGCGUCGUGCGGAUGAAGAACGCCGAGACCAACAAGAAGCACGUCGUGAAGAGCGAUUUCUGGUGCUGAUUGCAGAAAUUAUUAAAAAGCAAGACUAG